Molecule: messenger RNA, 1681 nt
Organism: Drosophila guanche
Lineage: Eukaryota; Metazoa; Arthropoda; Insecta; Diptera; Drosophilidae
Product: prolyl 4-hydroxylase subunit alpha-2
Exons: 9
Coding region: 26-1678 (550 amino acids)
Biological process (GO): peptidyl-proline hydroxylation to 4-hydroxy-L-proline
Cellular component (GO): endoplasmic reticulum
Molecular function (GO): L-ascorbic acid binding; procollagen-proline 4-dioxygenase activity; protein binding
Source: RefSeq, a predicted model, not a curated record
UCAGUCGGCGUUGAAUCGCUCCGGGAUGAUGUUACCUUUGCUCUUGGUGGGUGCCCUCUGGCAGGUCCUUUUCCCUGCCUGUGGGGCCGAGUUCUACUCCUCCGUGCACGAGAUGACCAAGGUGUUUGGCUACGAGCAGAAAAUGCUGCAGCACAUGCAAAAGUUUGUAGCCGAUAAUCAGAGCAAAUUGGAUUUCCUGAGGGCGCGGCUGGGGGAGUUCGAGCAGGAGCGCAACGAGGCCCUGCACUGGGGCACGACAUACUUCGAGAGUCCUCUGAACCAAUAUUUGCUCAGCAAGCGACUGACGGUGGACUGGCGGCGGGUGGAGAACCUCAUGGACGCCGACACGGGCCAGAAGCCACUGGAGCGGCUGCUGAAGCUGCGACGUAGUCCGUCCAUGCCCAAUGCCAGCGAACUGGAGGGCGCCAUCGAUGGCCUGCUCCGACUGCAGUUCGUCUACCGACUGGAGGCCAAGCACCUGGCCAAAGGUAUCCUGGAUGGAGUAAACCAUGGUACACAUCUUAGCCCCGAGCACUGCCUGGACAUUGCCCGCUUGGCAUUGAGGGAUCAGCACCCGCGACUGGCGCACGCCUGGCUACUGGAGGCGAAAGAGCGCCUGCCUCAGCAACCCGAACUCCACCCCCAGAUUCUGGCCCUGCUCGUACAGGCCAAGGCGGAACUGGGCGACUUCCUGGGAGUAAAUGGCACAUACCAGGAGCUUUUGAACCUACAACCAGCCAGCGAGGAACAUGCCAGAAACUACGAGCAAUUCAUGCGGAACCAUGCAGGAACAGAUGGCUUGUAUGAGUCCAAAAUCAUAGAAGAACAUGCCCCCAUACCCGAGGAUCCCUCGCAGCUGGACGAGUUCCAGGCGUACAGUUUGACGUGCAGCGGCCACCGCAGGCUCACAGCCGGAGAGGAGAGGCAUUUGCGUUGCGGCUACAUGACCGAGACGCAUCCCUUCCUCUUGUUGGCGCCCCUCAAAGCGGAAGAAUUGAGCCAUGACCCCCUGCUGGUGCUCUACCACGACGUGAUUUACCAGAGCGAGAUCGACACUAUCAGGAAGUUGACGACCAACAAGAUCCGCCGGGCAACGGUCUUAGGCACCAAGCAGUCGGUGGUGUCCAAUGUCCGCACCAGCCAGAUCACCUUCAUCCCAAAAACAGAGCAUCAGGUGCUGCAGACCAUCGACCGUCGCGUGGAAGACAUGACCAACCUGAACAUGGACUAUGCGGAGGAUCACCAGUUCGCCAACUAUGGCAUCGGCGGACACUACGCCCAGCACAUGGACUGGUUUACCCAGAAUGCCUUUGAUUAUAAGUUGGUCUCUGCCCCCGAGAUGGGCAACCGCAUUGCAACAGUCCUCUUCUACCUCUCGGAUGUGGCCCAGGGCGGCGGCACUGCGUUCCCCCAUCUGAAGCAGCACCUGCGUCCCAAGAAAUAUGCAGCCGCCUUUUGGUACAACCUGCAUGCAGCAGGCGGAGGGGAUACCCGCACACAGCAUGGUGCCUGUCCCAUCAUUGCUGGAUCUAAAUGGGUGCAAAAUCGCUGGAUUCGGGAGUUCGUGCAGUCCGAUCGACGUUCCUGCCUGCUGUGGGAUGACUCUGUGGCCACCUUUGGCCAAAUCAUGGAGCUGGCCAAACAGCAGAAGGCAGCUGCAAAGAAAGAAUCUAGUUAAACG